AUGUCUGGCUGCGCAAUGUGGAUGAUCCUUGCUCUGGCUGCCUCCUGUAGCGUCAUGAGUCUCGCAAGAAUCAUGGAUUCUGGGCACAGCCGCCCUCCCUUCCAGCUGCCUUCGUCGCCUUCGUCUUCGAGUGUUACGGGCGCGGCCUCGGCUCUCCGCCUGGCCAAGCGGGAAACGUUCGACCCAGCGUGCAAGGGCAUCUACAACCGCGCCAUCUGGGGCAAGCUCAACCGGGCGUGCGAGGACUGCCAGAACCUCUUCAGGAAAGAACCGGCCAUCUACGAAGCCUGCAGGGAGAAAUGUUUCGACACAGCAAUCUUCCCUGCGUGUGUGGUCGAACUCUCCCUCAACCUUAACGAAUACAUGUUCAAAGCAGAGUUAAUUCGCGAGCUUUAA
Penaeus chinensis is the source of this 396-nucleotide messenger RNA. RefSeq names its product molt-inhibiting hormone-like. Lineage: Eukaryota; Metazoa; Arthropoda; Malacostraca; Decapoda; Penaeidae. Gene Ontology annotation, biological process: circadian rhythm. The coding region runs from base 1 to 396 and encodes 131 amino acids. The record is from RefSeq and is a predicted model, not a curated record. The transcript has 3 exons.